AACUCAAGACAGAACAAAUUAAAAAGCUCAUUUCUGCUCGGAAAUAAUUCUAAACAUGUCCGGUGGAUACCCUCAACACCCUCCCGGCUACGGCUACGGUUCCCCACCAGCUCAGCCUUACACAGCCGCUCCAUACACAGCUGGAGCACCGCCGCCACCUCAACCGUACGGUGCUCCAUACGCCGCUGCACCAUACGGCGCACCUUCUGCUCCCUACUCUGCCCCUCUAGGCGAGAAACCACCAAAGGACAAGCACCAGGCGCAUGGCGUCGGUGGUGCUCCUCCAGUUCACAGCGGAAGCUAUCCUCCCGCAGGAGGCUAUGCGAGCCCGUUCGCAUCUCUGUUGCCGUCGGCAUUUCCACCGGGGACAGAUCCUAACGUCGUUGCCUGCUUUCAAAUGGCUGAUCAAGAUGGAAGUGGGUUUAUCGAUGAUAAAGAGUUGCAAAGGGCGCUUUCUUCGUAUAACCAAAGCUUCAGUUUGAGAACUGUUCGUUUGCUCAUGUAUCUCUUCACUAAUACUAACACCAGAAAGAUCGGUCCGAAGGAGUUCACUUCAGUGUUCUAUAGUCUUCAGAAUUGGAGGGCCAUCUUUGAGAGAUUCGAUAGGGACAGGAGUGGCAAAAUAGAUGCCAAUGAACUGAGAGAAGCACUUCUGAGUCUCGGAUUUUCAGUCUCUCCUGUUGUUUUGGAUUUGCUUGUCUCAAAGUUUGAUAAAACUGGAGGCAAAAACAAGGCCAUUGAAUAUGACAACUUCAUCGAGUGCUGCCUUACAGUUAAAGGACUAACUGAGAAAUUCAAGGAGAAGGAUACCAUGUACAGUGGUAAUGCGACUUUUACAUACGAAGCUUUUAUGCUUACCGUUCUGCCUUUCCUAAUUGCAUGAAUUAAUAGAUUAUGAAGGCAAAACGGUAUUGUCGUUGAUUAUGGGUUUGCGUUUAUGGAGUAAAUUCCUUUAGGUAUUUUAACUCUGUUUUUCUUGUUAUUGAAGGUUUUUUUUUUUUAAUAUUAUUAAAGGAUUUGAUUUGAAUUACUUGUAUUAGCACUAUUUUGAAGUUAAUUCUAAUCGCCAUGUUUAUGCGGUUUUCAUGCUUUGCUGUUCCAUGUUCCAUGGAGCCAUGUUAUGUGAGUUUUGGAAUUUUUGCAAAUUGAAUAAAUGCCAUGUGCAAGGUCAAUGCAUAUUGAUAUGUUUUA
Gossypium raimondii (Peruvian cotton) is the source of this 1191-nucleotide messenger RNA. Its product is annotated as calcium-binding protein CBP. Gene Ontology annotation, molecular function: calcium ion binding. NCBI's taxonomy places the organism in Eukaryota, Viridiplantae, Streptophyta, Magnoliopsida, Malvales, Malvaceae. The record is from RefSeq and is a predicted model, not a curated record. The coding region runs from base 56 to 883 and encodes 275 amino acids. The transcript is spliced from 5 exons.